Messenger RNA from Volvox carteri f. nagariensis, 885 nucleotides. RefSeq lists its product as uncharacterized. The coding region runs from base 1 to 885 and encodes 294 amino acids. Gene Ontology annotation, biological process: sterol biosynthetic process. Gene Ontology annotation, molecular function: C-4 methylsterol oxidase activity; iron ion binding. The record is from RefSeq and is a predicted model, not a curated record. The transcript is spliced from 5 exons. NCBI's taxonomy places the organism in Eukaryota, Viridiplantae, Chlorophyta, Chlorophyceae, Chlamydomonadales, Volvocaceae.
AUGCUCGCUCAACUUCCGCGACAGGCGCUAAGCCGCCUUUCCGUCCUGCCGCUGUACGGUGGAGGCUUCUGGGUUGCGUUCACGCAACUGACGGUCUUCUACUACGCGGUCGGUGCGGUGCUUCACUUCGUGUUGCCCCGCAUCGCGCCAGUCAAGCCUAUCCAACACCAGGCUCGCAAGCGAGGCGAGGUGCUUCGAGACGCAUUUUACAGCCUCGGGCCCCUCGCCGUCAAAGCUGCCAUCUGGACGAUCGUAGAGCACAUGCAUUCCCGUGGUCUGGGACUUACGUACGGCGGAAAGGUGUACGGCCUGGCGGCAGUGUCGUACUGCAGUCUAUGCGUUGCUCUGCUGGACUACCUGCACGACGCCUGGUUUUACUGGACCCACCGACUGCUCCACUGGGGCCCCCUCUAUCGCCAUGUGCACUACAUACAUCACAAGUACGACACUACGCUGCCCCCGCAUCUCCCCCCGACACGAUGUCACUUGUCGUCGCGAUCUCCCUCCGCCUUCACGGGCUAUUCCUUUCACCUCGUGGAGGCCGCCAUCGUGUUCGCCAACGAAAUCCUGGUGUGCUUCAUGUUCCCCCUGCACAUGGGCCUGCACAGGUGCUACCACCUCUACACCACUCUCAUACACGAAGGUGGCCACGUUGGCUACGAACUGGCGCCCUUUAUACCCACACUCGAGGGGCUAAUGACGCUGGUGCUGCGGGGAGUUCGGCAUCGCGCGCCGUGGCUUAAUACCGUACAACACCACGACCUACACCACCGCUACCCGACCCGACAUUUCUCAUUGUACUUCACACAUUGGGAUAGGCUAUGUGGCACGAUACACCCGUCGUACGACAAGGAUCUCUUUUCGUACUUUUCAUCGUCUUCGUGA